Messenger RNA from Prunus mume (Japanese apricot), 546 nucleotides. RefSeq lists its product as uncharacterized. Lineage: Eukaryota; Viridiplantae; Streptophyta; Magnoliopsida; Rosales; Rosaceae. The record is from RefSeq and is a predicted model, not a curated record.
AAGUAGUUUUAAAUCCAAAUUCAUUCAUCACUUGCCAAAUUCCUCCUCCAGCCAAAUCAAAACAAGCUUGUCUGAAACAGAUAACAGGUUAGCAAGGACACAAAUAAUUAAGGAUGAUGAUGAUUAUGGAAAGCAGCAUAGCAGAUGUGUUGGUGAAGGUAGCCAUGUUCAUACUGGUUCAGGGUUUGGUAUAUCUCAUCCUUUCCAACUCAUCAAACAUCUUCUCCAAAACUACCAGGAGAUCACAUAGCUUCAAACCAGCUCGUUCUGUAAGCAUCCGUCGGAUGCUUGCUGUUCUUGCCGACUUACCCGCCGGCGGUGAGCUCUCUCCUUCAUCAAAUUAUUCGAGGGAUAAUUUGCAGUCUCCUCGUAGCCCGGAAAAUGCAACGCCUCGAUACUCCUAAUCAGCAUGCAUAUUCCAUUUGGAUUUUUGUACAAGAAUGUUAAUAUGUUUGCUUAAAUAUAUAUGUUUGUGAGUUUGAGAGAUUCAUUUUUUCUUUGAUUAAAUAUGUAUUCAGUAUUAUUGACAAUAGCAUUUUGAUACAA